AUGUCUUCAGCCUGGCAGAUAGCCGAGCACGAACCCCAAGACUGGAAGUCGACCGAGGCCGUUGAGAAUCUCUGGCUGGUCCACGACAUCCCCAAACCGACACCAGGUCCUGGAGAGGUCCUUCUGAACAUCAAAGCAGCCGCCCUCAACUUUCGAGAUGUGAUGAUCGUGGCACAUAGCCCGGCUUAUCCAGUCCGUGCCAUCCCAGAUUUGGUCCCCUGUGCCGAUGCAGCAGGCGUGAUCGAAGCAGUUGGGCCCGGCAGCAAGUGGAAAGUUGGUGAUAAGGUUUUGGUCAAUUCUACCAAUUGGAUUGAUGGGCCGGUACCUAGAUACGAUGAGGGAGAAUCUAUUGGUAGUGGGAAUCUUCAUGGGACGUUGAGAGAAUAUGCCGUCUUCACUGACAGCCGCUUGAUAUCCUUCCCCUCCCACCUGUCAUUUGCGGAGGCCGCCUCCCUGGGAGGAGCCGCUGGGACUGCUGUCCAUACGCUGUUCUUCGGUCCACUGCCCUUUCAGAAGGGCAGCACAGUUGUAGCGCAAGGAACUGGAGGUGUGAGUGCUUUCACGAUCCAGUUGGCAGCGGCCGCAGGUGCAACUGUAAUCGCGACAUCUUCUUCGGACGAAAAGCUCGAGACCGCUCGAUCACUCGGAGCGUCACAUUUCAUCAACUACAAGAAAACUCCCGAAUGGGAAGCAGAAGUACUUCGCAUCACCAACGGCCGAGGCGCCGAUCAUGUGGUGGACGUCGCCGGAGCUAUGACCAUCGAGCAAUCGCUUCGAGCUACCAAGCAGGGUGGUAUGGUAUCCGUCAUUGGUUUUCUGACUGAGAGCAAGCCGACAGAUCUCAUUGUGCCAAUCAUCCUCGGGGCGAAGGUCAUUCAUGGAAUCCUUGGGGUGAGCAAUGGCAUGUUGGAAAAACUAGUUGAGGUCUAUGAAGAGCAUCAGCUUCAUCCUCCUAUUGCAAGGGUGUUUAAAUGGCAUGAGGCCAAGGAUGCGUAUGCGGAGCUGCGCAAUCUGUCAGGUGUGGGAAAGAUCAUCAUUGAGGUUGGAGCUUAA
This is a messenger RNA of Exophiala aquamarina CBS 119918, 1053 nucleotides long. RefSeq lists its product as uncharacterized. Gene Ontology annotation, molecular function: oxidoreductase activity. The transcript is spliced from 3 exons. The coding region runs from base 1 to 1053 and encodes 350 amino acids. NCBI's taxonomy places the organism in Eukaryota, Fungi, Ascomycota, Eurotiomycetes, Chaetothyriales, Herpotrichiellaceae. The record is from RefSeq and is a predicted model, not a curated record.